Messenger RNA from Siniperca chuatsi (mandarin fish), 3631 nucleotides. Its product is annotated as otolith matrix protein. Lineage: Eukaryota; Metazoa; Chordata; Actinopteri; Centrarchiformes; Sinipercidae. The transcript is spliced from 9 exons. Gene Ontology annotation, cellular component: early endosome; recycling endosome; plasma membrane. Gene Ontology annotation, biological process: iron ion transport. The coding region runs from base 464 to 1591 and encodes 375 amino acids. The record is from RefSeq and is a predicted model, not a curated record.
AGCCAGUAUCUAUUCUCCACGAACACAGCUCCAGCACAGAGACACAUUGUCCGCAGCUUUUUUCAUUAAAGACCCCGGGUCGACACUCUGUGCCAGGUGACCUGAACUGCUCCGAGCCUACGUGUGUCUACCACUAUCCUCUCCGCUGGGGAUACGGCUCAGUGGAUAAUUGGAGGGGGAAAUGCUAUACUGCUAUCAUGGGAUGGAGGAAGGAUUAUCUAGUGAGGACUUGGACUGUGGGGAUAGAGGAAUAAUGUAAUGUUUUCUUCUAUCUACAUCCAGCCUACCUGCCUCAUUCUCCCACCUUUUACCCUCUCUCUCCCCCUCUUUCUCUUUUUCUGUCUCAGGACCAGGUUAUAAGAGAGGGAGGGGGUAGCUGAGUGACUUUUUUUCAAUGAAAUCCACCUGCUCCUCAUCUCUGCUGUAUUAGAGAGAUUGAUCCAAGCAGGUUACCAGAGCCGACAUGGAGCGUCUAGAGAGAAGACUGCCUGCAGCUUUCCUCCUCCUUCUGCCUCUUCUGUCUGUCAGCUGUGUCUCCAAUCAGAAAACUACAGUCUCCUGGUGUGUCUUGUCCAACGCUGAAGAACAGAAGUGUCUGGAUUUGGCCGGGAAUGCCACAGCUCGGAAUAUCAGAGGAACUUUGCAAUGUGUCCGUGGCCUGAACACCAGAGACUGUAUGGAUAAAAUCAAGAAUGGGACAGCAGAUGCAGCCUCCAUGUCUGCAGAUGACAUCUAUGCUGCUGGCCUCUGCCACGGUCUAGAGUUGGCUGCAGGAGAGUCCCACAACGGAGUGGAUGGUAUUAGCUACUAUGUGGUGGCGAUGGCGCGUCGCUCCUCCUCAGACUUGUCCCUGCUGGAGAUGCACGAGCGCAGCUCCUGUCACCCUGGCAUACGCACCACGGUGGGGUGGACUGUUCCCAUUGGCUACCUGGUCAACACCUCCCAGAUCAGCGUAGGGGAGCAGUGCAACUUCCCCAGAGCCGUUGGCAACUUCUUUGGCUACAGCUGCGUGCCAGGUGUUAAGGACCCCCAGCACGACCCCAGAGGCAACAACCCCAAGAACCUGUGUGAGGCCUGUAUAGGAGACGAGAACGACAGACAUAUCUGUGCCAGCAACCACAGAGAGAGGCACUACGGGGAGGCAGGGGCGCUGAGGUGUGUGGCAGAGAACCUCGGAGACGUGGCGUUUGUCAAACACACAACAGUGUUUGACAAUUUGGAUGGUAAGAACCAGGAGUCCUGGGCCCUGGAUCUGGAGCUGGAGGACCUGAAGCUGCUGUGCCCAGAUGGAACCGAUGCGGGUCUGGACGAGCAUGAACGAUGCCACCUGGCAGCCGUCCCCGCUAACGCUGUGGUGGUGCGCAUGGAGAACAAGUGUCGCGUCUGGAAGUACCUGGAACGUUUACAGAAUGUGUUUGGCAACGCCACCGAGGGCUUCAGUCUGUUCAACUCAGCAGGCUAUGGCGAAUCCGAUCUGCUCUUCAGUGAUGCCACCCACCACCUGCAAAGGGUUCUGGGUAGCUACACCUCUUGGCUGGGCCCCACUUACACCACCAAGCUGCAAGCCUUCGAGUGUGAGGGCUUCUGCUGAUGGAACAGGAGGAAGACAUCCAGCGCAUCAACUUCCACCCCAUCCCUCUGUCUCCAUCUGUGUCCUUCUGCCACUCCGUCUCGCCAGCUCUUAUCCUUUCUGCUUUGCUUUUUGUGGAUGUUUUCUCUCUGCAUUCCACCACCCAUUCUCUAUUAUUAUGUCCUUGUCCUUGUCCAAGCUCUAGUGCUUCUUCUAGUAUGCUGGCUGGCAGGGUAGGACAUUGCUAAGAGGGGCUAAUCAGCUAAGAAAAACUUCAGAAAAUGUCCCUGAAAUUGAGCUUAGGUUUAAGAAAGGACACUGGGAAGAAAGAGUAGGAAAUAGAAAAGAAUAUUAUAGAAAUAAAAACCAAUAAAUUAGAAAAGAAGUGCAGGUUAAUGAGUUUUGUAGUUCGUAUGUUAUUGACAGUUUCUGUCUCUUCUUAAAGCAUUUUAAAAAGCAGAAUUACCCCAUAAACAUGAAACGUCUCCUCCUAAUAUUGAUUUAUACAUACAAAAAAAGUUCUGUUAAGUGAUCCUACCCUGUAUGUUUGUGUCCUUCUUGUUGCAUUAGUCUAAAGCUUCAGUACCACCCAUACCCUCCCUCCUCCCACAGGCUCUGUCUCUGGCACUUAACAACUGGGUGCUAUUAACUUUGGGCUUAGAAGUCUCAGUUACUGUGUGUGUGUGUGUGUGUGUGUGUGUGUGUGUGUGUGUGUGUGUGUGUGUGUGUGCACGCGUCCAUGAGAGUAUACACUUUUCCCCACAGCCAUUAUUGCCCUAAUUGGAAGUCUGGCAUAUUAAACUGUUUGUGUGUGAGUGAGAGAAAGUGUGUGUGUGUGUGUGUGCGUGUGUCUGUAGGUUUAUGUGCCUAUGUGUUAGUGUGUUGAUAGGAUUGCUGCUUUCCCAUGGCUUGUAUAGCUUACGAGUUUGGAUCACUGCUUUCUCACGUCUGGUAUGGUAGACCGGACUAUGCCAGCUCACAGUGUAUUGUUACACUAUACAGUUAGGGAGAAACUGGAUUAGGGCUUGGGUUGCCUCCAGUGACCCCUGAGUGAGUCUUUUCUAAAAGCUUUGAUCAUUUUCUCAUCUGUGACAACAUUUGCAUCACCCAAAACUCCCAAAAUGUGCUCUCCAAAACCUACUUAAUCUGUCCUGCUUCAACACGUAAAAGAAUAUGUGGACUCUUGCUGCUGCAUUUUUCUACAAUUUAUCAUUUAUACUUUAAGACUGAUACCAAUAGCGAGACACUGGUGUUACAAGCAGAAAUUAGUCAGUGCAGUGUGUUAUAUUAUCAAAUAAUUGUCAUUAAGAAGAGUAUUACUGAAUUAAUGUGCUAUGAAGAAAUGGUGAUUGUCAAAAAAUCCAUAAGGUCAUUUAUUUUUCGGACAUGUUUAAGGGACUGUAAUUAAAGAAUCACAGCUAAAUCACCAACCAGUUUAAAGCCUUACUUGACCUACAGAAUCAUGUACUGUAAAAUGUAUAACAGACUGUAAUUCUGGGCUGUAGUUGUCACCCCCAUCUUUAUUAUUUCUUUCACAUUCUGCACCACAGAGCUCGGCAAUAAACUGAUAAACCGGAUGAAGUUCUCCACGUCAAACCUUGUGGUUUUUGACCUCCUCAUACUGGAAGUUCGAACUAGUACAACAGAUACAAAUACAGGAAUAUAUUUACAGUGAUUUGCAGAGGCAACUGCAGGUUUUUGCAGGUUUUCUUGCUUUGAAAGAAAACCCAAUGCCUUCUUUUUGAAAUAAAAUACUGUCAUGUUUCAUCUCCUGUUGCCGGCUGUAUGCGUUAUGUUUUGGCUCUUGAUGGCAAAGUGUGAUUGUGCAAGAUGAAAGACGCCACAAUUCUUGAGAGAAGCAAUAUUUUGCACCUCCUUUGUGAAGGGUAAAGGCAUAUCUGUUGUACUAAUUCAACUCUGGUUUGUAACAUUGGUGCUGUUCAUUUAUACUGUUGUCUGACAGUCUUCAAAGAGGCUUGAUGUAAAUACUCCUCCUGAAUGUGUAGUGCUGCAGACCUUCUUUUUUUCAACCAAUUAAACAAAUGAUGAUAAAGAAAAUAA